This is a messenger RNA of Chaetomium strumarium, 1305 nucleotides long. RefSeq lists its product as uncharacterized. Gene Ontology annotation, biological process: seryl-tRNA aminoacylation. Lineage: Eukaryota; Fungi; Ascomycota; Sordariomycetes; Sordariales; Chaetomiaceae. Bases 1 to 1305 code for a protein of 434 amino acids. The transcript has 19 exons. Gene Ontology annotation, molecular function: serine-tRNA ligase activity; ATP binding; tRNA binding. The record is from RefSeq and is a predicted model, not a curated record. Gene Ontology annotation, cellular component: cytosol.
AUGCUUGACGUCAAUGAUUUCAUUGCCGAGCGCGGCGGCAACCCCGAGUUAAUCAGGGCAAGCCAACGCAAGCGACAUGCCAGUGUAGCGGCUGUCGAUGAGGUCAUCGAGAUGUUCGAGGACCAUCGCAAAACCGCUUAUGCUGCCACCCAAAUCAAUGCCAAAAUCAACGAGGCCAAGGAGGAUGUCACCGAUCUCCUAAAGCAGAAAGCCGACCUGGAGAAGGAGAAGAAGGAUCUGCUCGCCUCGGCAGCCGAGAAGGAGAAGCUUUUGAAGGCCAAAGUCAGGCUUAUUGGCAACAUCGUCCACGAGUCUGUCCCUGUCUCCGACAACGAGGAUAACAACCGGGUCGAGCGCACCUGGGCGCCCGAGGGCGUCCUCUUCGAGAAGCGCAACGUUCUGUCCCACCACGAGGUUCUCGACAAGCUUGAAGGUUACGACCCCGAAAGAGGAGUGAAAGUUGUUGGCCAUCGUGGGUACUUCCUGCGUAAAUGGGGCGUGUUCCUGAAUCAGGCUUUGAUCAACUACGGGCUUGAGUUCCUGAACGACAGAGACUAUAUUCCUUUGCAAACUCCGCAACUCAUGCUCCGGGAUCAGAUGGCGAAGACUGCCCAGCUCUCACAAUUUGAUGAGGAACUGUACAAGGUGACGGGAGACCAGGCCGACAAGUAUCUCAUCGCGACUUCGGAGCAGCCCAUCAGUGCCUACCACAGCGAUGAGUGGCUGCAACCCAAGCAGCUUCCUCUGAAGUAUGCGGGUUAUUCAACUUGCUUCCGCAAGGAGGCCGGCGCGCACGGGAAAGAUGUAUGGGGUAUUUUCCGCGUCCAUGAGUUCACCAAGGUCGAGCAAUUCUGCAUCACGGAUCCCGAGAAGUCCUGGGAGAUGUUUGACAGCAUGAUCUCGACAUCGGAGGAGUUUUACAAGUCUCUUGGCAUCCCUUACCGCGUCGUAGCAAUCGUCUCUGGCGCUUUGACCGCGAAGAAGCUUGACCUCGAAGCCUGGUUUCCCCACCAAGGAGAGUUCAAGGAAUUAGUCAGCUGCUCCAACUGCACUGACUACCAGAGCCGCGACCUGGAGAUCCGUUUCGGUAUCAAGAAGCAGACGGAUGUGAAGAAGACCUAUGUCCACUGCUUGAACUCUACUCUCUGCGCUACAACGAGGACAAUCUGCGCCAUCUUAGAGAACUUCCAGACCGAAGAUGGUGUUAGAAUCCCCGAGCCCCUGCGGAAGUACCUCCCUGGCGCUCCCGACUUCAUUCCCUUUUCGAAACCAGUGGUGGAGAAGAAGGAGGUCGUUGUGAGAUGA